Molecule: messenger RNA, 591 nt
Organism: Penicillium cinerascens
Lineage: Eukaryota; Fungi; Ascomycota; Eurotiomycetes; Eurotiales; Aspergillaceae
Product: alpha/beta-hydrolase
Exons: 2
Coding region: 1-591 (196 amino acids)
Biological process (GO): epoxide metabolic process
Molecular function (GO): epoxide hydrolase activity
Source: RefSeq, a predicted model, not a curated record
AUGUCAUCAUCGUGGAUCCACACGCUGGCUUCCAGCCUUCUUUUGACUAUGAUGGUCAUAAGGACUGCUAUUGCCAAAGAGAAUUUCAAGUUGCGGCCCUUCGAAAUCGACCUCUCCGACAGAGUACCUCGAAUGAUCCGUCAGAUUCAGGAAUCUCACCUUCCCCAGACGCCUGUGUAUACAGAUACCGGGACAUCUGCAGGCAUCACCCUAAGUGACUUGAAGUCUUUCAAACAACAAUGGUUGACAAGCUUUGAUUGGAAUCAAGAGCAAACCUCUUUGAACAAGUACUGGACUAUGAGGAACUACGCCACCUUUGGCACGGAUUGGGGCAGUGGCGUUGCAUAUACCCUGUACGAUCAGUGGAAUACGACUGUCAGGGCAGCACAUCUAGACUUCCUCCCAUUCUACCCAUUGAGCGCUAUCGAGUUGGCCGCCGAGAACAUCACUCUCACAGGGCUGGAGGAUUUUGAAGAGGAUGUGACUAUUACAUGGAGUAACUCAGGGACUGGAUAUUUCAGUGAGCAGACCACAAAGGUAUCGGAAAUCUUGCCCUCUUAUCCUAAGGUGCACAUGGGAGGAAAUGACUAA